AAGCGUUAUGCCGAGGUUGAGUCGAUAAAUUACUUAAGUAGAUUACUUCGGAUUGUUUCUUAUUUUUACAAGCUUAACUUGUAUUGAAAAGAAUUGGUAAUAAGUUUUAGCGCAGGUAAUUCCUUUUGGAAUCGAUUGAAAUAAUUUAGCGACUAAAAACUUUUUAACUUUGAACAAAUGGGUCGCGAUUUAACAAUCCAAUUUUAAAAGCUCAGUGUAUUCCCUGACAACGAAGGGGUUGACGGAACGUAUAAUGAUCUCUGGAAGAUAAGUUUGGACUUACGUGGUUAUAUGAACUCAAGAAAUGGAUGUUUAGAUGUGAUUUAUUUUCUUGAUUAACUAUGCAGCGGAGGACUAGCUUGUUAGUGGAUCAAGAGUCCGGAUGUCCGUUUCGUAUACGCCAUCUUGAUGACGUCAUCGAUAAUGACCGGACUGACUUGCAACGCAAGGAGCAGGAAAAGUCCCUUAGAUACGCCCAUUUGAAUAAGGACCAGUUUGAUGUUGUUGACAAACUUAUACGUGGCGGAAUUCGGCCUGAGUUAUUACCAUGCCAAAAGCCGAAAGUAGUUCGCAUGUUUAUGUGUUCCUCCGGACCGGAUUUUGAGUCCGAGAGAAAUUACCUGAUUGAGAAUGUAUAUCCUUUAGUACGCCAGUAUUGCCGAGAUAAUCAUGGCGUCGACUUCCAGCUUGUUGACAUGUACUGGGGCCACUCCGGUUUACCCUCUACCGACCCCCACAAAAUGGCGGCUGUUUAUGAAGAAUUACGUCACUGUCAGGAUAUCUCCAUGGGACCAAAUUUCAUUGCGUUCGUCGGGCAAAAAUACGGACCGUAUCAUUUGCCACAAACCAUUCUUGCAUCGGAUUUUGAAGAAAUUAAAAAAGCACUACAGGAAAACGGAAAUGACGUUAUACUGCUUGACAAGUGGUAUCAGAAAAAUCUGAAUGUUACACCGAAUGUGUAUCUUUUAAGACAACCUGACCCAAAAGAUGAACUAGACCUGGAAGAGGACUAUUCUGCUCUUAUUCAACUGCUUCAAACUGGUACUACCCGGUCUAAGAAUGUGACAUCUAUGCAGUGCAGUAACUCGGAUUUUGAGAACCUCAUACAGGCAGGAAUGGUAAAUCUGAGUCGAGAAAAGCGGGACGACAACUGUAUUGUUUACAUGCGUAACAUCAAGAACAUCGACGACAGAUUAAGUGCCAAAAAUGCGGGAAACUUCGUUGAUCUUGCAGAUUGUGGCGGGAAAAGGGAUCAGGAGAAAACAAACAAAAUUAAUGUAUUAAGAAAACUUGUUGAAAAAUGCGUUUCUCCUUCUAAUAUUGUUGAAUCCGAAAUUGAAUUGAACGGAUGUUCGCUAGAUGAACAAAAAUCUGGAGAAUACAUUUCCAAUAUUGGUAGUCAUUUUUAUUCUACUGUAGUCAGAUUAGUAAACAAACAAAUUGACAAAUCAAACAAACUAUGUAAAGAUCCGCUCAUACAAGAGUUAUCUCGUCACUGGGAAUAUGCCAUACAGAGUUACUCCCCAUUCAUUGGAAGGGAAGAAUUGCUUAACUCAAUCAAGGGUUACCUCCUCUCAGAUACAGACCAGCCGUUUGUUCUCUGUGGUUUGAGCGGGACAGGGAAAUCAACACUAAUCGCAAAGGCAGCAAAUGACAUUAAUGAGGCCGUCACAAAUUCUGACUUAUCUAUGCCAACUGCCGUUGUUGUUAGAUUUAUCGGAGAAACGGGGCAGUGUGAAGUUGCUCAACCUUUGCUGUUCAAUUUAUGUCAUCAACUUGCUUUUAUAACAGGAAGAUACAGACAAGAUGUUCCGUCUACGUAUCUCGCCCUGAAAAAUUACUUCAUUGACUUGGUACAGAGAGGUGAAUAUGGUGGAAUGAUAGUGAUACUUGUAGACGCGUUAGACAAAUUAUCAACGACUGAUAAUGGACACAAACUUGACUGGUUGCCGUCAAGAAUUGCAAGCAAUAUCAAAAUUAUUGUCACUGUCGAUUCAGAAAAUGGAGAAAUGUUAACCAGGCUUGAAAAUAAAGUCGACGAAGGCAUUAUCAAUAUGCCUGAUUUCUCUCCUAAUGAAUGCGAAAAUACGUUGAAAGCAUUGAUAAAUGAUAAUAAACAAACUGUAAAUUACAAUCAAUGGAAACAGAUACAACUUUCGUUCAAUUCGUGUUCAACACCACUCUUUUCGCAGCUAGUCUACGCUGAUAUAUCGCAGUGGAAGUCGUUCGACAAUAUAACAAAAAACGUUCUUGGACAUUCUACCGACGCCUUGAUCAACAGAAAGUUCGAAUCCAUAGAGCAAAAGUAUGAUACAAAUAUUGUUCAUAAAGUACUUGGAUACCUGACAGCUGCAAAGAAUGGGCUGAGUGAGCUUGAAUUGGAAGAUAUAUUAUCACUUGAUGACAAACUUUUAAAUAGCAUUUUCGUCAGCAAUAGUGAAUAUCCACAUAUUCGUAGGAUACCACAUACAUACUGGUCUCGUUUGAGGCAAGACUUGCAGCCGUACUUGUGUUGUAAGGAAAGGGACGGGAUAGCCACAUACAGUUGGAAAUACAAACGAUUGGCUCAACUCGCAGAAGCACGAUACUGCAAGUAUGAUACAGAAAACAUAUAUUCCAAUAUGGCGGAUUAUUACAUCGGAAAGUGGAGUGGAACUCAACGGAAACCAUUUAAACAUCCAAGCAUUCUCAUGGCAAAGUACAAGCUAGUUGAGCGUGACGGAGAAUGCUGUCGAUUUGUGCCAACUCAGCCAUUGUCUUUCGGUGAGAAUAUGGCCUAUAACUCUAGGAAGCUAUCACAGCUUCCGUUUCUUCUAGUCAAAAGCAAGCGUUUUGAUGAAUUGAAAUCAGCUGUUCUAUGCAACUACGACUGGAUAGCAUCAAAACUACGCAUUUCAACGGUACAGCGUGUCAUCGCCGAUUUUGAGAUGUGUGAAGACAGAGAAAUUAAACUGGUAAGGGACGCAUUACGCAUGUCAAAAUCAGCCAUUUCUAUAAAUCGGGACGCUUUGGGCAUGGAACUUACUGGCAGACUUCUUCCACACAUCUAUAAGUAUUCAAAUAUCAAAGAGCUAAUACGACAAUGUGAUCUUGAUGCACAACGAUGCAGUCCGUUUGUAGCCAAUUGCCAGAUAUACAGCGCCCCUGGUGGUCCACUACAGUAUGAAUGUAAUGUAGGGAAUAAUACGAACUGCCAAAUUGACAUUGAUGUGUUCACAAGUCCGGAUGGUAUACUUCUCGUUGCAAAACCAACCUAUAGCAACCGACUUCGUGUUUGGGAACUCACAAAUGGAGAUGAAAGACCAGACAUAAUGUUACCUGUUGGUGAUGUCAGACCAACAAAAGAUGGUCGGUAUAUCAACAUACUUGUUAACGAUAGAUUUGUUAAGACAUACAGAUCAAACUGUGGCGUUCUUCAUGGAGAAGUCGAAUUUGGUCAAGGAAAAGUGUCAAAUGUGAAAGUUUCAAACAAGUAUAUAGCAUUCAUCCAGUAUAAAGGCGCCGGCCCAUGCGUUAUCGACAUUGAAAGGAGUGAAAUUUUGCAUAAAUUCAAGUAUCAUACUCAUGCAGUUGCAAUAAGUGAAGACGAAAAGUAUGUUGCAUUUAACGCUGAAAGAAACAUUUUACUAUAUGAACUUCCAGUCAUGCAAAGGAAAUGUGUUGCUACCGCAUCUGAUGUUGCCCACGAGAUACUGUUUGUAAAUGAUGCAUCAAAAUGUUAUGUGAUGACAAAAACAAAAAUAGUCGAAUCAAUAUCAUUUGACGUUGUCAAUAGAAAAUUCCAGUGCAAAGGAAUUUUGACGGAUAUGAAUGCUAAGAAAUGUGUUCUGUCAAAUUCAAGAAAUCUUCUCAUUGUACAAUGUGGUAAAGUUCUGCAUGUUAUAGACACUGUCAUUGACAAAGUUAGGACUAGAUUUCAGAAACUACCUCCUGGUGUAUUUGUCGACAGCAGUUCAACAUUUAGUGGUUCGGGAUUUUCACCAGACGACAGCAUGAUUGUCGCCACGCGCUACACUUACUUGAUCGUGUGGGACGCUGAGACGUGUGCUCCGAUACGCGUUUUACAAACAGCGGUGUCUCCAAUGGUACGAUUAUUUACCUCGGAUUCUAUCAAUAAAGUCGUGACUCUUUUAGAGAACGAAACUUUUCAAGUUUGGGACUUAGACAAUCUCGAUCGCGACACCGAACAUUCUGCUGAAGUCCACCAGGGGGCAGUGCAAUCUAUAGGUGUGUCGUCUGCUGCAGAUUAUAUAAUGUCAUCAGACGAUAAAACUCCCGACGCAAAAUUGGUCAGCUUAUCCACAGGUGUUGUUAUGGACACUCUUCAACAUAGUGAACAUUCCGGGGACCAUGUUACUGAAGUGUUAAUGUCACCUAAUGGCAUGUACGCUGUAUCAAGAGCCAAACUUGAGCAAACGGAUGCUCUGUCAUACUCAAGUUUUGAACCUUUGACAGAUGAUGUAAUGUGGGAAUUAGAAACAGCAUCAAAAGUAUUUCAUGCAAUUUCAAACAGGUAUAUCGUUUUUAGUCCAUCAUCAGAAACAGCAGCUUUUGUCACGUGCGCAUUUUAUAAUAGCUGUGACUGGACUGAAAACAUUUACAAUGUGUUCAUCGUGAACCCUGAAACUGCUGCAAACUACACAUUAGAUUUUCCAUACAGCACCGAGUUUGUCGUUCCACCAAAAAUAGUUCAUAAGAAUGGCAGUGACUACUUUGUGGCGGUCGUGCAAACAUGCAGAAAGACAACCGAUACCAUAACCACCAAGGAAUUAUCACGAUGGACAGAAGUACGUUUGUUUCUGCAGAACAUAACGACUAACCAAUCUCAAACGGAUCCAGUUCUUCUGCGCUUGCAGAAUUUAGUUGAAAAUGUUGAAGAUAAUGACGAGUUUUUGGAUAUUAUACCAGUUUCUGAUGAUAACAUUCUUGCUGUGUAUGCAAAAGAUGUCCAUGUGUAUGAGUUUGUUACUGACAAAGGUAUCGUUCCGCCGAAAUGUACAAGAAAAGGCGCCAUUUUGUUCGACGUUGAUGGUCAGACGGCCCUGAAACACAUUCCUCUUUUUCUUGAUAUAAAAUCGAAGGUAAAUGAUCUUCAGAUUUCUAGGCAAUAUUGCCACAUUCUUGACAAUGACUUAAGAGUGUUUAAAUAUGAAACAUUUAGCUUUCUCAUUCAAAUUCGGAGCUGUAAAUUUGCACCGGGGUCUGCAAAACUUGCACUGAAUGGACGAUACAUUGUAGGAAUAGCAGAAAUUCAAAGGACAAUUGAAGUUGUGAGGACGUCAGAUGAUACAAAUAUAGGCUCAAUGUUUGUGCAUGGUAAGGCCACAUGCUUGCAAGUUGCAGACGAUGACAGAACAGUUAUUGUUGGUUGUGAGGAUGGAAGAAUCAUGAUUUUGAGCCUGAUUCUAGAUUUUGCUGAUCCAUUACGAGAAUACAUUGAGAAUAUGCCAAGUCGCUAUGAAGAGCCAGUCCAGGAUAAUUUGAUCAUAAAAGAUUUGCGACGGCUUUCAUUGUCAACGCCGGACCAACAACGUCUGUCAGCUAGGUUGAGAAAAGCAUCUAUUGCAGAAGAGAGGAGGCCGCCAUCAUAUACAACCUUACAUCGUGCAGUCACCAUUUCUAGAAUGUCAAGUCGGGAGCGUAAUCACAGUAAUUGCGCACAACAGUAAAUUAUUUGUUAGAUAUUGAAACAUAGUACAUGUAUUGAAAUAUAAUCAUAUACAUAUACACAGUAUAUACUUGUUAGAUUAACAAAUACUAUGGUCAUGAUUAUAUCUUUCAAGAUAUCAAAUUGUGGUUAUUAAAAUACUUAUUAGUUAUGUUUGUAAGUCAGUCGUAUUAGGGCAAUUUUUUCAUCUUUCUCCUUUUUUAUGAUUUAUGUUGCGUUAGACUGAAAGACAUCGGUCUUUAAAUGUUUAUCAACAAAACCUACCACAAGAGUCAAAACGUAUACAUUUUAUGUUAUACCUAUUCAUGGUGUAAGACAGGAUAAGUUAAAGAAUUUUUAUAUCAGUGAAUAUUGUUAACGCAAUAAAUACAUAAAGCAAUCAGAAUAAAACAACAAGGGACGAUUUUGCUUAUACAAAUGUAGUUAUUAUUUUGCAUGUAUAUUAAUCAUUUUAUUGUGUUCUUUCAUGAAUAGCAUUUGCUGGAGGUCAGAUCUGAGUUUUGUAUAUUUUAAUCAAGACAAUUGUACAUAUAAUUGUUUAUAAUGGUCUCAAAACGAUAUACUUUUAUUUGUGUAUGACACCUCUUUCUAGGUUAAGUUACGUAAAUAUAUUAAUAAUGUGUCUUUUGUAUUCUUAAAUGGCGUGCCAACUGUUUCUGUUUAUUCUUAUUGUCUAUCAUUUGUAAAUGUAUUUAUUUGCUUACAAUAUCAAAGAAACAUUAUUUUUUGAGCUGCCAAGCCGAUCUGUGAUACUGUACUGUUUAUUUUAGAUUUAUAUUCAUUGUUGUACUUGCAUAUAUUUAAUAGUAAAUGAUUUCAUAAUAUACUGUUAAUAUAGAUUUAAAACGUAUGAUAAAUGAGAUAAUAAAUUAUUGACACGUACCAAAUGUCAUAAAGCUAAUAAAAGUAAUGCAUACAAACGUGCCUUUUAG
Messenger RNA from Ruditapes philippinarum (Manila clam), 6600 nucleotides. RefSeq names its product NACHT and WD repeat domain-containing protein 2-like. NCBI's taxonomy places the organism in Eukaryota, Metazoa, Mollusca, Bivalvia, Venerida, Veneridae. The record is from RefSeq and is a predicted model, not a curated record. The coding region runs from base 342 to 5669 and encodes 1775 amino acids. Gene Ontology annotation, molecular function: protein binding. The transcript is spliced from 8 exons.